Molecule: messenger RNA, 1269 nt
Organism: Diaporthe citri
Lineage: Eukaryota; Fungi; Ascomycota; Sordariomycetes; Diaporthales; Diaporthaceae
Exons: 6
Coding region: 1-1269 (422 amino acids)
Biological process (GO): transmembrane transport
Cellular component (GO): membrane
Molecular function (GO): transmembrane transporter activity
Source: RefSeq, a predicted model, not a curated record
AUGGGCAACUCGCCAGACAUGACCACCACACAGGUAAGGGACAUGGAGCCCUCCAUGGAACCGGUCCUCACCCGUGUAGUCACUUCUGAUGCCCAUCCGCUGCCCGUCGAUAUUCUGGGGCCUGCCGGGGCGGAGGUGACUCUCGGCAACAAGAAAAGAUACAUCAUCACUUCCCUCAUCCUCCUCUGUAAUCUGACCCAGUUCAUCUCCAUGUUCUCAACAGUAGCAGGCGGUUUCGAGUUCAGCAGACAGCUUGGACGACCGGUCGGCCCAGGCCAGGCGAACUGGAUGGCCUCAGCGUAUUCCCUUGCGCAGAGUGCCUUUGCCCUCGUCAGCGGCCGGCUCGGCGCCAUAUACGGACACCAGAGGCUAAUAAUGCUGCUGGGAGGAGCCAUCAUCAUCCUGUUCUCCAUAGCCAACGCGUUCUGCCCGACAUACGACUCCUUCGUUGCCGUACGAGCUCUUACUGGGGUCGGAGGAGUGCAUGCUUCGGUGCAAUUGUUUUUGCCAAGCUCCAUCACUCGGGUGGGGAACUCCGUAUGGGAGAGCCGGUUCGCGCAAGACCCCGUCAUGCCGCUUUCUCUUUUCAAAGCGCCGAGCUUCGGAGCCCUGGCGGUCGCGGUGCUAUUCAUCUACAUGUCCGUGGGCAUCUGCCUCUGGUACAUGAUCGCCUGGCAGCAGAUCAUCCGGGGCUGGACGGUGCUCCAGGUCGCCUUCGGCUGGGCGCCCUACGCCAUCGGGGCCUCCAUGUCCGUGGGCCCGGCCGCGUGGCUGAUCCCGCGGUGGGAGGCGCAGUACAUACUGGCCAGCGGCUGCCUGGCGUCGAUAAUCGCCCUGGCCCUCCUGUCGUGCAUGCCGGAGCAGGAGACGUACUGGGCGCAGGUGUUCCCCGCCACGUUCCUCGGCAGCUUCUGCGCCGACUUCUUCUACGUCGCCGCCCAGAUCAUUGCCAGCAACAGUGUUGGGAAGCGGGAGCAGGGGGUGGCCGGGAGCCUGAUUGGUACGCUGAAUCUGUAUGGCAACAGCCUUGGGCUGGGCUUUGCUGGUACAGUGGAAGCGCAGGUGGCCAAGAGUGCCGGGGAGGUGAUGAGCUUUCGUGCAGCUCUGUGGUUCGGGGCCGCUCUUGGGGUAAUUGCUAUGGUAUUGGACUUGGUGUUCGUCAGGAUGCCUAAAAGCAACCAAGAGGGCUGGAAGUCAUCUGGGUCCUCCGUGGAACGCGGCAUUGAUGCUGUUGGGCUGGCUGAAGUUAGAGGCACAAGAGAGGUUUAA